ACGGUGAAAGGAAGAGAGAGAGAGAGAGAGAUAAAGAGAGCGAUAGAGGGGGGGAGUGGGACACACAGACAGGCAGAGAGGUUAGAGUGAAUUUAACAUCAGAGGUGAUGUCAUUGGUGUCUUUGAUGGUUUGGUUUAAAAGGUUUAUUCAGAGAGUGAUGUCCACAAAAAGCUGUUCCAGCAUUUCUUCUGAGAUGAUGACCUGAACUGACAUCAAGGACUGCGGGAGAAGGACCCAAUAGAAUAAUCUCACACUUAAUCCAGGUAACUUUAAGAACUAGUCAUGAUGAUGGAUCGAGCUGUACUGCUCGUUUUCUGCUGUCUAGUGAUGUCUGUAUCAGUUGCCCCACUCUACCCAUCUAUUAGGUUUGGUCAGAGGGACACGUCCAUCCUGAUGACCUCUAUAGAGCAUCCCAUGCAACUGCUGGAAGAAAACAGCACUCCCUUGACGCAAAAAGCCGAACUGCGAUCAGGAAGACAUGCUGAUGCUAUCUUUACCAACAGCUACAGGAAGGUUCUAGGUCAAAUCUCAGCCAGGAAAUUCCUACAGAGCAUCAUGGGAAAACGUCUACAAGAAGGCCGGAGCUAUAAUGUGAAAUGCCAGUCAGACAUUUACGAGGGCACCUACAAACAGGAUCUGACAUCUGUUCAGAGAAAACAGAGUUACAGAGGACAGCAAAACAAUUUCAAGAUGCCAAGACUUCUAUGUAGUGAAUGUAAGCGAGGACAAAGUGAAGACAAGAAGUGUUUAUCUCCAACCCUAAUGACCUGAAAAUGUCAAAAUAAAAAAUUAAGCUAUUUUACUAUCAAAGCUUUGAGUCAAGAAAAUCAAUGUCCCUCAGUUCAUACACUCUGGCAAACAAUUGUACUAAAGGAUAUGUAACCAGUUUUCACAAUAAAGCAACGAG
Messenger RNA from Oncorhynchus gorbuscha (pink salmon), 908 nucleotides. RefSeq names its product growth hormone releasing hormone (gene ghrh). Gene Ontology annotation, molecular function: growth hormone-releasing hormone receptor binding; peptide hormone receptor binding; growth hormone-releasing hormone activity. Gene Ontology annotation, biological process: growth hormone secretion; positive regulation of cell population proliferation; positive regulation of growth hormone secretion. The coding region runs from base 284 to 772 and encodes 162 amino acids. The record is from RefSeq and is a predicted model, not a curated record. The transcript has 6 exons. Gene Ontology annotation, cellular component: perikaryon; extracellular region; terminal bouton. Lineage: Eukaryota; Metazoa; Chordata; Actinopteri; Salmoniformes; Salmonidae.